Messenger RNA from Aspergillus aculeatus ATCC 16872, 1964 nucleotides. RefSeq names its product E3 ubiquitin-protein ligase RAD18 (gene rad18). NCBI's taxonomy places the organism in Eukaryota, Fungi, Ascomycota, Eurotiomycetes, Eurotiales, Aspergillaceae. Gene Ontology annotation, molecular function: single-stranded DNA binding; ubiquitin protein ligase activity. The record is from RefSeq and is a predicted model, not a curated record. The transcript is spliced from 3 exons. Gene Ontology annotation, cellular component: Rad6-Rad18 complex; nucleus. Gene Ontology annotation, biological process: protein monoubiquitination; DNA damage tolerance. Bases 276 to 1583 code for a protein of 435 amino acids.
CCGUCGCCGAAAUCCAUCCCUCCAUCAAUAAGUUGAUAAUAUACUUAACUAUAAAGAAAGCGCUCCAAAAGAAAGCUCACCAAUUCAUUCCGCCCUCGGAAUUGUACUUCACCUCAAGCCCCACCAGCGCUACUCUCACCCAGCCUUGAGUCGCGUUGGUCCUACUCUAUCAUUUGGACAUAAAUUCAGAGCAGCUUCCGGAAUACCCACCAAACAAAAUCCCAGAACCUCAAUGCUUUCGCAAUUCUCCACCGCUGAUACCUUUUAACUACCCAAUGGACCACCAGACGUUUGACCUCCCCGACUCGACCGACUGGCUGGCCACGCCACUGUCCCUCCUCGCGCCGCUCGAGUCCGCCCUGCGAUGUCAAGUCUGCAAGGACUUCUUCCAGAACCCCGUCAUCACCUCGUGCAGCCACACAUUCUGCUCGUUAUGCAUCCGCCGCUGUCUCAGCACGGAGGGGAAAUGUCCCGCGUGUCGCAGCUCGGACCAGGAGCUGAAGCUGCGGCAGAAUUGGGCGGUGCAGGAGCUGGUUGAGACCUUUCAGAAUGCGAGACCGAGCGUCUUGCAGCUAGCCACCCAGGCGGCGGCGGCGCAGCAAAAUGGUGAGGAGGGGGUCUUAGCGCGGCCGGCAGCGAAGAAGCGGAAGGUAGAUGUGUCGGAGGAGCUCGGAGACGGGAUCACGACUACUUCUACGGAUACGGAUAUUGCUGCGGUGAGAUCAGUGGAGGGGGUGCGGACGCGCUCGCAGGCGAGGGGAGGAGGUCUGACGCGGCAAGCUCCCGCAGAAGUUAUUGAGGUGAUUGACGAUAGUCAGGAUGAGGAGUUUGUUCCAGCCGAUGGACUUGUCGCGUGUCCUGUAUGUCAGCGGAGGAUGAAGAACGAGGCCGUGUUCUCACAUCUUGAUAAAUGCACCGGAGAACCUGCACCACCCAAAGCUUCCCCCAAAACCUCCUUUGGCUCCCUACAGAUGCCGAUGUCUGCGCCGGUUCCAUACAGAAAUCCCAAGAACAAGCCACUUGAGAGACUUCCAACCAUUAAUUAUUCUCUAUAUAAGGAGAGUAUGCUUCGGAAAAAGCUCAAAGAUCUGGGCAUCCCCAAUACAGGCCCACGACCACUGCUGCAAAGACGCCAUACCGAAUGGGUGAAUCUGUGGAACGCUAAUUGCGACUCCAAGUCGCCUAAGCCUCAUGGAAUCUUGCUGCGUGAACUCGACAUCUGGGAACGAACUCAGGGCAACCAAUCGUCUUCAUCGUCCGAGGCUCCUGGAUCAAUCAUGCGCAAGGAUUUCGAUAAAGCUGCUUGGUCAUCAAGCCAUGAAGACGACUUCAAGAAACUCAUUGCCAACGCUCGGCAAAAGAGUCGCGCGGCGGCGCGUAUGACAACACCACAAGAAUCCGCUGGGUCGAGUACAAUGCAGAACACACCUGCUUCCGAGCUGACAGAUGCCCCAUUCCCAGCGGAGACCACAGAUCCUUCCGUUAGUGUGCUUGUAGAUGCCAGUAUGUCAGGUGCUGUGGCGCCCGAGACUCCACUGCCACCAGAAUCAUUCAAUGACGGAUUGACUGAAAUGCAUCACUAAUGCUCCGUGGUGUUGGCCGCCAAACAUCGUGCGCUGUAAAUAUCAUCUUCGACGAUUAAAGACUAUGCUCCUUGAUCACUGAGCUGUGGCGCUUGGGUUUUCUUCGACCGACAUGCGGGACAACCUCUCCUCUAGCUCAGAAUCAAGAUCCUUCUCUGCUGCUGCACUGCGCGCGGCUUCUUUGGCACGCUGUUCGAGGUUGUCGAGUUCGGCAAGUUUGUUGCGGGUCUCUUCUGCCUCUUUCUCCUCUCUCGCCUCCCGCUCUUGGUUCUCCAACUCCUCAAGCUCCUCAUCGAUCUCCAUCUCGUCGAUCUGCGGACCGGCCUCAUUCAGGAUGUUUCCCACCUCAUCCACCUUCGUCAUCUCAUCACGCAACUCCUC